Molecule: messenger RNA, 1244 nt
Organism: Antrostomus carolinensis (chuck-will's-widow)
Lineage: Eukaryota; Metazoa; Chordata; Aves; Caprimulgiformes; Caprimulgidae
Gene: TBK1
Product: TANK binding kinase 1
Exons: 8
Coding region: 26-1222 (398 amino acids)
Biological process (GO): peptidyl-serine phosphorylation
Cellular component (GO): cytoplasm
Molecular function (GO): ATP binding; protein serine/threonine kinase activity
Source: RefSeq, a predicted model, not a curated record
AAAGCUGUCUAAUCAAAGAGCAAAGAUGCAGAGCACUUCGAAUUACCUCUGGCUGUUGUCCGACGUUCUAGGACAGGGAGCUACUGCAAAUGUUUUCCGGGGACGACAUAAGAAAACUGGAGAUUUAUAUGCUGUCAAAGUGUUUAACAGUAUAAGUUUCCUUCGUCCUGUGGACGUCCAGAUGCGAGAGUUUGAAGUAUUGAAGAAACUAAAUCAUAAGAACAUUGUCAAAUUGUUUGCCAUCGAAGAAGAGACAACGACUAGACACAAAGUGCUAGUUAUGGAAUUUUGUCCAUGUGGGAGUUUAUAUACCGUUUUAGAGGAGCCAUCUAAUGCCUUUGGUUUGCCAGAGUCUGAGUUCUUAAUUGUUUUGAGAGAUGUGGUGGCUGGGAUGAAUCAUCUCCGGGAGAAUGGAACAGUGCACCGCGAUAUCAAACCAGGCAAUAUAAUGCGUGUUAUAGGUGAAGAUGGUCAGUCUGUUUACAAACUUACAGACUUUGGUGCUGCAAGAGAACUUGAAGAUGAUGAACAAUUUGUUUCUCUCUAUGGCACAGAAGAGUAUUUACAUCCCGAUAUGUACGAGCGAGCAGUUUUGAGGAAAGAGCAUCAGAAAAAGUAUGGAGCAACAGUUGAUCUGUGGAGCAUAGGGGUGACCUUUUACCACGCUGCAACAGGAAGUUUGCCUUUCCGACCUUUUGAAGGACCUCGUAGAAACAAGGAAGUGAUGUAUAAAAUAAUCACUGGAAAGCCUUCUGGUGCUAUUUCUGGAAUACAGAAAGCAGAAAAUGGACCAAUUGAGUGGAGUUGGGAGAUGCCUGUUUCUUGUAGUCUUUCAAAGGGUCUGCAAGUACUACUCACACCUGUCCUGGCGAAUAUUCUGGAAGCAGACCAGGAAAAAUGCUGGGGAUUUGACCAGUUCUUUGCAGAAACGAGUGACAUACUGCACCGAAUAAUAAUCCACAUCUUUUCAGUACAGCAGAUGACCUUGCACAAAGUUUAUAUUCACAGCUAUAAUACAGCUGCUAUAUUUCAUGAGUUGGUCUACGAACAGACAAAAAUACCAUCUCAGAAUCAAGAACUGAUAUAUGAAGGUCGGCGUUUAUUACUAGAGCCUGGCAGAUUGGCACAGCACUUCCCCAGAACAACUGAGGAUAACCCCAUCUUUGUAGUCAGCAGGGAGGCUGUGAACAUUGUUGGAUUAAUCUAUGAAGAAGGUAUAUGAAAGUAACUUCCCCUUUCUUAUA